AUGACGCUGAUCACACAUGUUUUAUUUAUAGGGUUCAUCAGCUUUGGCGCGCAUAAGGAAGUGGAGGGAGGAGUUGAGAUCGAUGCCAGUAAAAGUAUAAGCGGCAGUCAGGAAUUUGAGGCAAGUGAAGGUAUCAGCGGAGGCUCAGAAUUAGGAGCUAGCGCGAGCGGUGGUAUUGGAGGCAGCGCAGGCUUAGGAGCUAGCGGUGGUAUUAACGGUGGCUCAGAAUUCGGAGCCAGCGGAGGCAUCAGUAGCAGCUCAGAAUUUGAAGCAAGCGAAGAAGUGAGGGGCAGCCAGAGUUUUGGAGCUAGCGGUGGCAUUGGAGGAAGCGCAGGCUUAGGAGCUAGCGGUGGUAUCAGUGGAGGCUCAGAAUUCGGAGCCAGCGAAGAAGUGAGGGGCAGCCAGAGCUUAGGAGCUAGCGGUGGUAUUGGAGGCAGCGCAGGCUUAGGAACUAGCGGUGGUAUCGGAGGCAGCGCAGGCUUAGGAGCGAACGGUGGUAUCGAAGGCAGCGCAGGCUUAGGAGCUAGCGGUGGUAUCAGCGGUGGCUCAGAAUUCGGAGCCAGCGGAGGCAUCAGUGGUAGCUCAGUAUUUGAAGCAAGCAAAGAAGUGAGGGGCAGCCAGAGUUUUGGAGCUAGCGGUGGUAUUGGAGGCAGCGCAGGCUUAGGAGCUAGCGGUGGUAUCGGAGGCAGCGCAGGUUUAGGAGCGAACGGUGGUAUCGGAGGCAGCGCAGGCUUAGGAGCUAGCGGUGGUAUCAGCGGUGGCUCAGAAUUCGGAGCCAGCGGAGGCAUCAGUGGCAGCUCAGAAUUUGAAGCAAGCGAAGAAGUGAGGGGCAGCCAGAGUUUUGGAGCUAGCGGUGAUAUUGGAGGCAGCGCAGGUUUAGGAGCGAACGGUGGUAUCGGAGGCAGCGCAGGCUUAGGAGCUAGCGGUGGUAUCAGCGGUGGCUCAGAAUUCGGAGCCAGCGGAGGCAUCAGUAGCAGCUCAGAAUUUGAAGCAAGCAAAGAAGUGAGGGGCAGCCAGAGUCUUGGAGCUAGCGGAGGAGUGAGAGGCAGUCAGAGCUUAGGAGCUAGCGGUGGUAUCGAAGGCAGCGCAGGCUUGGGAUUCAGUGCAGGCGUGGAAGGUAGUGCUGGUGGGCAAUCUUCGGGAAGCCUCAGUGUUUGA
Messenger RNA from Aricia agestis (brown argus), 1158 nucleotides. Its product is annotated as glycine-rich cell wall structural protein-like. The transcript has a single exon. NCBI's taxonomy places the organism in Eukaryota, Metazoa, Arthropoda, Insecta, Lepidoptera, Lycaenidae. The record is from RefSeq and is a predicted model, not a curated record. The coding region runs from base 1 to 1158 and encodes 385 amino acids.